CGAGAUCCCUGCAGCCCUCCAGAGCCUCAACCGUUUUGGAUCCACCUCGCCUGGGAAUAAGCUUCUAAGAAGCCGAGUCGAUCUAGGAUUGACCGGAAAGACAUGCCGCAGGAUGAACAAGAAACACGAGCGUUUGGUCUGCGAUCAGAAUGUGCACACAGUUUCACUUGGGAGCCCCUGAACUCCUCAUUUCGAGUUCAAAGAUGCAGUAUUUAGAGGCCUCCGAUGCCCUCUCGUGAAUGUCGAUAUUCUUUCACACAGCAACUCCCUAUCCAGUUUGUUCCAGCACUCGUCUCUCUCUUCUCUACUUUCUUUCUUCGCAGCAGGCUGCACCUCAUCUUAUCUACUUCAUCCAGUGUUUGUUUACCAAAGUCUUUCUCUUUACGAUACUCUCUUUUCGACCACUUUCAUCAUGCGUUUCUCUACUACCUUGCCGCUGGCGGCUUUCGUUACUCUUGCCAAGGCCCAUGGAGUGAUUCUGGCCGCUCAGGGAGAGUCUGGUUCGCCACCAUCUGUCGGAUUCGGAGUCAACCCCGAAAUCGCCCGCAACUGCACCACCAUCAACCCCUGCCAGCUCGACUCGGUCAUCAUGCGCGAUGCCGAGAUCAAGGCGAACCUGGUCAACAACUGCGGCCGCACGCAGCUUACAGGCAACAUCGACAUCGCCGAAAACACCGAGGCAGCGCUGGCCGAGGGCUCCGUGACCCAAGUCAAGGCAGGCAGUAAGAUCACCGUGACAAUCCACCAGGUCAACGCCGACGGCGCCGGCCCCUAUGUCUGCGACCUGGACGAAACGUCCAACUCGGGCCUCAUCAGCCAGAACCUGACCGUCACCAACAACGUGCCCGGAGCCAACGGCAUCUCGCAGAACAAGAUCCAGGACUUCAACUUUACCGUGACGAUGCCGCAGAACUUUAAGUGCACUGGCGCCUCAACAGGCAACAUCUGCACCGUCCGCUGCCGCAACAACGCCGUUGCCGGUCCCUUCGGCGGCUGCUUCGCCGUCCAACAAACCGACGUCAAGCCGACCCUCAACACGCCCGAUAACAUCGCCACCUUCAAGAACAUCGACGCGAUCGAGGCCGAGCGCAGGGUCAGCGUGGCCACGCUGCCGAUAGCCAAGGAAGCCAACCGCCAGGCCGGGUCAAGCGAGGCCCAACAGAACGCUGCUGCCGUCAGCGCCAUUCUCAAUGCUGGGUUUGUGAGCAAGUCCGCCCCCGUGCUGACGCCGACCGUGGUGCUCGGUGGUAAUGGCGGAGCGGCAGCUACGGCUACGGCUGUUGCUGGUGGUGCUGGUAAGGGUGCUGGUGCUGGUGCUGGUGCUGGUGGUAAGAACGGUGGCAAGAACAAGGGCGGAAACGGUGCCGGAACCGCAGCGGCUGCUGCCCCCGCUGCUACCGGCACUGGUCGCGGUGGUCGCCAGGGAAAGAACAGGGGCACUCAGAACCAGAACCAGUAAGGUGAAGGGCGAAUUCCCUCAGAAUUGGACUUGACUACUAGAGUUUUGUAGGAGAACUAGAAGUACCUAGAAGUUGCGAGAAUGAUCCACCAACCAACGAACGGGGACGGCAUUUGUA
This is a messenger RNA of Neurospora tetraspora, 1577 nucleotides long. RefSeq lists its product as uncharacterized. Lineage: Eukaryota; Fungi; Ascomycota; Sordariomycetes; Sordariales; Sordariaceae. The transcript has 3 exons. Bases 413 to 1459 code for a protein of 348 amino acids. The record is from RefSeq and is a predicted model, not a curated record.